Messenger RNA from Drosophila biarmipes, 755 nucleotides. RefSeq lists its product as uncharacterized. NCBI's taxonomy places the organism in Eukaryota, Metazoa, Arthropoda, Insecta, Diptera, Drosophilidae. The transcript has a single exon. The record is from RefSeq and is a predicted model, not a curated record. Bases 95 to 622 code for a protein of 175 amino acids.
UCCCAGUGCUGUCACCAGCUUGAAACCCCUCAGAUAUACAUAUACUCGUAAAAUUAAUUUAAAUAAAAUUCGUAUAUAUUUUAAAUCUCUCAAAAUGAACAUGGGUAGGAAUGUUGCCGUACGCUCCAUUUUCCUCAACUGUCUCCGGGAAAAUGCCACCAACAUGCGGCGGGAGCACGAGGAUCUGGGCCGCCGCAUCGCCAUUUCGCUGGCAAAUUCCCGGCGAACUUUGGCCAAUAUCGAAAACAUGAACCAUGAGCUGCAGAAAAUGAAGGAAACCAUCCAUAAUGCCCUCAACAAUAUUCGCAGGGAUGCCAACUUCGAGAACAAGUCGUGUCGAUUGCUCAUGAGCAUUUUGUUUAUAGUCGUUGAUGAAUUCGGUGUGGAGGCCAAAUUAAAUCCCAAAAUUGUCUCUCAGAUGUUUCUUGAGUCGGAUUCUGAGACGGAUUCUGAAACUGAUGAGCCUGUUAUGCAGGCUCUUGAUAGUGCAAAGGAUGUUCCAGCUCUGUUGAAUUCGCAAAACGUUCUGGCAACUUCUCAAGACAGCAUUGAGAUGAUUAAGCCUUUGGCUGGACCGAAACCAUUAGAUGCAGCGGAGAACUCCGGACUCGUACUUGAUUGACUUUGAAAUAAUUUAGUCCUUUGCCGAUUCCGUCUCCCUUAUUGUUUUGGAGUAAACGAGUGUGCGGGACUACAAAUGUUUUAUAUUUUUUAACGAUUCCAUUAAAUUUGCAUGGUGAAUUACAAAAGUGGAA